UUCAGUGUCGUUCCGACUAGCGGAGACGACGACGGGAGCGACGAGCGAGCUGGCUCUACACAGUGUUGUAAUAUAAAAAAGAUUGAUAAGAUAAAUUUGUAGCAUAUCGAGUGCAUUGGCUUCUCAAAAGUUGUAGAACCGGCGGCGUACCAGCGCGCAGUGUGAACGCAGUCGGGGCCGAGCGAUGGCGGACACCAAACAGCCUGAACUCGAGAAGUUCACCAAACAGGAGGAAACUAGUGACAACCAUGGAGCCAGCAACACAGCGUUUCGUAGACAGGCGUUCAUCGCUCUCGGCACGUUCAUGCUGACCCUGGGCGCCGGGGCCACCUCGGGCUUCUCCGCCGUGCUCAUCCCGCAGCUGCAGCAUGCCAAGUUCCAGGGACACAAGUUCAACACUGAACUCAUCUCCUGGGUCGCGGCCAUGUCUUCGCUUCCAUUGUUCUGCGGUAACAUAAUAUCAGGAUACUUGAUGGAAAGAUUCGGAAGGAGACGGUCGCAGAUCAUCCUGGCGGUGCCGUUCGUCGCCGGCUGGGUCACCAUCGGGUUCGCUACCAACAUUUACCUCAUUUUGUUCGGGAGAUUCCUCACGGGACUGUGUCAAGGAUUACUCGGUCCUUUAGGACCUGUGUUUAUCGGAGAAAUCAGCACGCCGAUCUACAGGGGAUUGUUCUUAGCCGCAUUAUCUCUAGCGAUAGCAACUGGAGUGCUAUUGUCUCAUGUGUACGGAACUUUUCUGCACUGGAGUCCCGCUUCAUUACUAUGUGGUAUUUUUCCGUUGAUCGGAGGCAUUAUCAUAUUCUACGCCCCGGAAUCGCCGAGCUGGCUCGCGUCCAAGGGACGAAUUGACGAAUGCAUCAAAUCAUUCCAAUGGUACAGAGGUACCGCCCCAGAAACGAAGAUGGAACUCGACAAAAUGUUAUCAGACCAAGCGCAAAAACAGAAAGUGAAGAAUAAUCUGAAAACCUUACGAACGAAUCUGAAGAAACCUGAAUUCUGGAAGCCAAUGACUAUUAUGGUGGUUUUCUUUAUUGUGACGCAGCUGUCGGGUGUUAACGUGAUUUGCGCUUAUACUCCUAUAAUGAUGAAGGAGCUGCUGGGGGGCCACAACAGUCGCCACGACUACACCGCCAUGCUGGGCAUCGACGUGUUGCGCUGCGUGUCUCUCGGCACCGCCUGUGUGCUGCUCAGAAGACUCGGCAGACGACCAAUGGCCAUCUUCAGCGGUGUUCUCACCUCAAUAUCCCUAAUUGCAUUAGCCAUGUACUUAUAUCUAAUAGAGACUGAUGUCAUCAACCAUAUUUCACCAUUCAUAUCACUCGGCCUCAUGGGCAUCUACAUGAUAGUGUCCAAUUUGGGAAUAGUCCCUCUCCCCUGGAACAUGGUGGGAGAACUAUUCGCGACGGCGACUAAAGGAUUCGGUUCCGGUAUAAGUGUCAUGAUGACGUCCAUAGCUUUCUUCGGAACCGUGAAAACAGCGCCUCAUUUAUUCGAGAGCAUUGGGUUCCACGGCACAUACUUCUUCUACGGAAUAUCUACUUUGUUAGGAACAGUUUUCUUGAUAUUCUUCUUACCGGAAACUAGAGGCAAGACACUAUUGCAAGUUGAAGAGUACUUCCGAUACGGAAAGAAGGGGAAAACAAAGGAGAGUGAAUUGAAGCCUUUAGCUAAUGUUUGAUUUUAUAAAUGGUCUCAUAAGAAGGAAUUAUUACUAAUCACAUCGAUGUAGGUACCGAUUCUAGUGAGAAGUUAAGCGCUGGUCCUAAAUGUGUUCUAUCUUACAUAAUGUCUAAAUGUUGACGCUAACUUUGCCAAGUGUUCAACUAUAGGCAUAACUAAUUAUUUAUUAUCUAUUACUAAACUAAAUGAUUAUAAUGUAUAACCAUUAACAAAGGCAAUCUAGUGAAACAAUCGAGAAUUGAUUACCUAUUGUAAAUUGUAAUGAGGGCAUAGAAGGGAAUUACUGAUAACGAUAUGUGUCACUGAAGACAUUACGACGAGUAUUUCUCACGCUAUUCCAAGGAUGCUAGUGAUAUUAUCUGUAAGAUAACUAUUGCAUUAGAUAUGUUUAUAUUUACUGAUUAUACAGUAGAUUAAAAUGCCAUAAAUUAGGUACAUAAGUAACUUAGCUUUAUACGACUUUAACUGUGACCUCGAUAAAGAGAUUAUAGUUUACGAAAUAAAUUUAUAAUUUUUGAA
Plutella xylostella (diamondback moth) is the source of this 2199-nucleotide messenger RNA. Its product is annotated as facilitated trehalose transporter Tret1. Gene Ontology annotation, biological process: transmembrane transport. NCBI's taxonomy places the organism in Eukaryota, Metazoa, Arthropoda, Insecta, Lepidoptera, Plutellidae. Gene Ontology annotation, cellular component: membrane. Gene Ontology annotation, molecular function: transmembrane transporter activity. The record is from RefSeq and is a predicted model, not a curated record.